GAAGCAAAUGGGACAAUUAGAGAGCAAGUCUUGUCGAAUGUCACCACCGUGCUCCGCAUGUGAGCCUGCGGGCAGGGAGGAGGGGCGCUGGGUCCCGUGUCCUGCACCGUGGGACAGCCCCACGCAGACAGUGGAGCAGGGCGCAGCCGUUAACAACCACACAGAGGGGGAGAAAAAAAGUCAGCCGUAACCUCAACUCGAAUGAAGCCUGCUUUUUAUAUCACCUCACCGGAACAACAUCUCGAUUUAAAGUAGCUGAACUAGUUUUUCUGCAAGCUUGUGGGUCCAAGGACAGCGUUAGUGAAAGGAUGACAAGCACGAAGAGGAAGGCAGAGAACCUCCUGAGGGCAGCAAACCAACCUUGCAUCAUGAAGUGCAGAGGCUCCCAGGCGGAUUCAGAAAGAGACUCUGGAUUCUCAGAUGCCAGCUCAGAGCAUCUGAGCACAAUGGACACCACGGACUCUGAAGAUUCCCCCCACCCUGUUAAACAGCAGGGGGCACAGGGUGCUGGUUCAGGCCAGAAGCCCUCUCAGCUGUCUGUGGUUGGAGGCUCCUAUUCCGGACUCUCUCCUAUGAUCAUAAUGAACAACGUUGUGCUGAAGCAGCCUGUAGAGAACCCUCCUGCUCUGAAGCCCUGGGGGUUCAGUCCAACGGUGGAGGUGGUGCAGCCAGUGGUCCCACAGCCUCAAGUGGUCUUUCUCCAGCCUGUGGUCUCCCGUCAAGGGUCAUCAGCCUCCAAAGAGGCCACCUCUAAACACAGACGCUCCAAAAAGUAUCUUCCAAUCUUGAAGUCCUACCCAAAGAUUGCCCCACAUCCCGGGGACAGUGUUGGUUCUUCAGGCAGAGGAAGUGCUUCUUCGUCUUCCUCCUCUUCAUCAGGAUCAGAGAAAUGUAACUCUUUGACCUCCAGUCUUUGGGAUCAACGGCAGAGGCAGAAAGUGGAGAAAUCUCUGUGCAGUAGCAGCAAUAACUCUGAAGCUGCAUCUCCUAGUCUUCCUGGUACCCCCAGCCCCAUGUCACCCCUGCUCCAUAGUAGACUUCCACUCCCUGCAGCAGAAAACAGCAGCACUGUCAGCCCUGCCAAGGGCAAGUCAGCGAUCUGCAGUCAGUCCAAAAACCAGACUCUCGCCUUGGACAGCAUCUCCUCUCUAGAAGGCUACUCAAGUGACGGCAGUUCUGACACAAAGAGGAAGCGCUUUUGCAACACGUACAACAUCCUGAGCAAGUCUGGCCUGCUGGACAUCACACUCCGCACCAAGGAGCUCCUCAGGCAGAACCAAAGCACUCAAAAUGAGCUGGACCAACUGAAGAAACACACAGACUUAUUCCUCCAGGCUCUUCAGACCGGAGACACCAGUGUUUGCAUGAAACUGCUGAGCCACCUUCAGGAGGAGGACAGGGAGAGGGCUGCUCAGGGCAGCCUGAAAGCACUUCAGACCUAGACUGGUGUGUGGCUGUAAUCCAUUAGACCCACAGGACGAUCGGGAUGGGGGUAGGUGUGUGUAGAGGCAGAUGGACUGAAAGUAAUGCGCUCUACAUUACUGACCCCUCCCCCAGACUCUCAGACAGACAGCACACUGUGGCCUACAUUUUAGCAGUCAUUUGCCUUUGGUCCCUUCCUGACACUCCAAGCUGACCUAAAAACAUCAACCUUCUUGUUGCACUCUAGUCAUACAAUGCUCUUUCUAAACACUGUAAAUGGAUCAUUGUUUACCAUGAAAUGGAAGAGAGUAGCUGAAAUUGACCUAGAACCUACCUAGGCCAUUAAGGGAAAAACAUUCUGGCUCCUGCAGUGAAAACGCACCUUUAGAGGCAAAAUUAGGCCAGAUAUCCAAUUCUAAGUGGAAAACAGAAUAAUUUAAUCUUAAUGUGUGCCUGCUAGACUGACAGCAGGCCAUCCGGUUGGAUCGUUUUGGUUUUCCACGCAUUGUUCCAUUGGUAUGUUUUACUGACGGUUUAACAUGCGGUUCAUUCCAAAGCUGUAAAAAUGGUUGGAUCAUAGAGAUGACAUCAUGCCAUGUUAAAAAACAUUCAGAGCAUAUGUCUAUUUUUCAUGGGUUUGUAUUUGCAGGAUGUAUUUGGUUCAUAUUUAGUUGUUUUUGAAUUUGUUCUCUCAGGUUAUUUGUUGAUACUCAUUUUCAUACUGGCUGGAAAGAAAAGCCCCUAUCAACCAAUCAGACGACGCCCUGAUACAAGUUCUCUCUGAAUAGGGCUUCUAGGAGUGAAAGAAUGAUUAGUGGUCAACUCUGAAUGUUUUCUUGCCCUUUGUCAGCGUUGUUGUUUUGAACUGUGCAGGUAAAAUGGAAGUUGUCUGCUUUUACUUGCAAAGGUUUUCUCUUGCAUUUUUAUUUGUAUUUGUCAAAUGUCUGUAUUGAAAUGUUUUUUAUAUUAAGGCAGCUACUGAUAAUAAAAAAACAGUAGUUCUAGAGUCUCUUAAAUCCAGUUUUUUUAUGCUUAAAAUUUGGAUAUUUUUUGUUUAUUCAUAGAUCAUGGCCUUAAAACUCUAAGUAUGUUCAUGCUAAAUAAAAAAAAUUGCACUAAAAUC
Molecule: messenger RNA, 2545 nt
Organism: Cyprinodon variegatus (sheepshead minnow)
Lineage: Eukaryota; Metazoa; Chordata; Actinopteri; Cyprinodontiformes; Cyprinodontidae
Gene: cipcb
Product: CLOCK-interacting pacemaker
Exons: 4
Coding region: 309-1442 (377 amino acids)
Biological process (GO): negative regulation of circadian rhythm; negative regulation of DNA-templated transcription
Cellular component (GO): nucleus
Source: RefSeq, a predicted model, not a curated record